AUGUCUAGAUUUAAAAAUGACAGCCUAUGGAUAGAAACUGAUACAGGUAAUAGAAUAUCAAAGAAGGCUGUUAUUUGCGCACCAGUUAAUAUCAUCCUUUCUGGUAAUGUAAUAAUAAAACCUGAGGUUAUUAUAAGGGGUGAUCUCAGGCGUACAGGUCCAUCACCGUCUGUCGCGAUUAGCAUCGGUAAAUUCACAAUCCUCGACGAUGGAUGCAUUAUAAGACCAGCUUAUAAGACAUACAAGGGUACUUUUAGUUACUAUCCAAUGAAAAUUGGUGAUUUCACUACUAUCGGUUCUCAAACAAUACUAGAAGCUGCACAAGUUGGUUCAUACGUUGAAAUUGGAAGGAAUUGCGUUAUUGGUCGUUUCGUCGUUAUCAAAGAUUGUGCCAAGGUCGCGCCAAAUUCUGUCAUACCGCCCAAUACUGUUAUACCACCAUACGCCUUAUUCAGCGGCAAUCCAGCCGUUCAAAUAGACACAUUACCUGAAAGUACACUAGACAAUGUUGAACUAUCAACAACGACUAGCUAUAAUGAGUUCAAAAUGACAUAAUUUCUUAGACAAUAAGUUGACAAAAUUAUUAAUCCUGUAUUUUUGAAUAAAUU
This is a messenger RNA of Wallemia mellicola CBS 633.66, 608 nucleotides long. RefSeq names its product trimeric LpxA-like protein. The transcript is spliced from 3 exons. The record is from RefSeq and is a predicted model, not a curated record. Lineage: Eukaryota; Fungi; Basidiomycota; Wallemiomycetes; Wallemiales; Wallemiaceae. Bases 1 to 555 code for a protein of 184 amino acids.